Bicyclus anynana (squinting bush brown) is the source of this 930-nucleotide messenger RNA. RefSeq lists its product as uncharacterized. Gene Ontology annotation, cellular component: endoplasmic reticulum. NCBI's taxonomy places the organism in Eukaryota, Metazoa, Arthropoda, Insecta, Lepidoptera, Nymphalidae. The record is from RefSeq and is a predicted model, not a curated record. Gene Ontology annotation, molecular function: proteasome binding. The transcript is spliced from 4 exons. Bases 223 to 906 code for a protein of 227 amino acids. Gene Ontology annotation, biological process: proteasome core complex assembly.
CCUCUAAAAAUAUAAAUAAUAUUAUUGCAAUGUCAUUUAUUUAAAAUUUAAAUCAAUACAUAAAUUUUUAAUAAUUUAAAUUUUAUAUUUAAACCCUUGCCUACUAACAAGUACUACAUACAUACAACAACAUACAUUUGAAUUCUACCAACAGUGAUAAAACUACUAAUAUAUAAAACAUCGGUCCUAUCCUCCAAGAGUAAAAAAUAUCUAUAAAUUAAAAUGUGCACAUUUGGUGAAAUCGUCGAACCAGUCAGCCGGUCUACUUGGGAAGAUUGGGACGACGAAAUCCCUGAUAUUGCAUCGUUGCAAUGGCAACAACCCUUAGACACAUUCAAUAAAAUUGAGACACUCUUUAUCCUAGAAGGCAAGUUCAUAUCAGAAUGUGUGAAAAUGCACCCUCAAGCACAUUUAAAAUUAAUUAACUCUGUACUAGAAGUCAACUUGCACUUAUAUGAAAUGGCAUCAAAUAAAUAUGUUUGUACCAUCAAGAAUUACAACUUGCUCCAUAGUAGUGAGAUUGUGGAGCUUUUGAAACCGCUUAUAAUUACAAGUGAUAAUGUUGUUACAAUACAGACAAAGACACUUUUGGAAUACCAAACUGCUAGUCCAGUAAAUUCACCUCUGAUUAUCAGAGAGUUAAGCACUUCUAAACCAGCACCCAAACUGUGGGAUGGGAAAUUUAAAAGGCUAGAGCAGCCAAACAUUAUAUCAGGAGUUGCCGCAGGAGUAUUAUGUCUAAGGGAACAUUUAGAUUUAUCAGCUACUACACUUGUUUAUUAUAUUGAACACAGUGAAGAGUAUCAAACUGAUGAAAUACAACAAAUAUUGGAAAAGCUGAAAAUUAUCAACAGCAUUUGUAGUACACAAGUAAAUGGUAUACUCAAUUCAAACCUGUACAUUUAAUAAAUAAAAUACUUUGUGUAUGUG